Messenger RNA from Talaromyces marneffei, 786 nucleotides. RefSeq lists its product as uncharacterized. The transcript has a single exon. Bases 1 to 786 code for a protein of 261 amino acids. NCBI's taxonomy places the organism in Eukaryota, Fungi, Ascomycota, Eurotiomycetes, Eurotiales, Trichocomaceae. Gene Ontology annotation, cellular component: fungal-type cell wall. The record is from RefSeq and is a predicted model, not a curated record. Gene Ontology annotation, biological process: fungal-type cell wall polysaccharide metabolic process.
AUGGUUUUAUUCUCCAGCCUUCUCGUCGCCUCUGCGAUAGUGACUGCAGCUUUGGCUGCUCCCACUACUCCCAAUACCCUUGUCAAGCGCUCCAACUCCAAAAAGGGUGCUGCUUACAAUGACGCCAGCCUUGUGGGCCUCGUCGGCGACGCCGCGUGGGCCUACAACUGGGGCAGCUCUCCCGGCGGCCGCCUCCCCGCCGGCGUUGAAUACGUGCCCAUGUUGUGGGGAUCCGACACUACCGGAUGGACCGUCAACGUCAACGCCGCCCUCGCCAGCGGCAGCAAACACAUUCUCGGAUUCAACGAACCCGAUCUCGCCUCCCAAUCCAACAUUUCCCCCGCUACCGCCGCUGCUCUGUACAAGCAAUGGAUCACCCCUUACAAGAACCAAGCUGAAUUGGUCACCCCGGCCGUCACGAAUGGUGGCCCCCCGCUGGGUCUCACAUGGAUGGAGGCCUACCUCAAGGCCUGCAAUGGCCAAUGCGGCCACAGCGCCAUGGCUAUCCACUGGUAUGCCGAUGCCUCCGACACCGACUUUGAGAGCUACAUCACCAAAGCAUACAACCUCGCUGCCCGUUACGGUAUCUACAAGAUCUGGAUCACCGAGUUCCAGAAGACUGGCGUUGAUGCUGCUGGCCAGGCUUCUUUUAUUCGAAGCACCAUCCCGUGGAUGGACAAGGCCAGCUACGUUGAGCGUUACUCCUACUUUUUCGUUGCAGAUGGUUAUUUGACCAGCGGUCACUCUUUGAGCACUAUUGGUUCUGCUUACAACUCUGCUGAGUGA